Molecule: messenger RNA, 1235 nt
Organism: Mercenaria mercenaria
Lineage: Eukaryota; Metazoa; Mollusca; Bivalvia; Venerida; Veneridae
Exons: 8
Coding region: 159-1235 (358 amino acids)
Biological process (GO): membrane protein ectodomain proteolysis
Molecular function (GO): metalloendopeptidase activity
Source: RefSeq, a predicted model, not a curated record
UUUAAUAAACAUUGAACCGUCGCCUGAUUCGAUGUUACAAUAAUUUAAUCCUUUAUAUAAAAGUUCUAUCACUUGUAAAGGAGAAAAAUAAUUCGUAUGAAACUUCCAUAUUGUUGUGACUUCGUAAUACAUUUGCUGGUGGAAGAAAGAAAACUAGGAUGAAUUCUUUACUCUUCAUUUGCUGUGUUUUAAUUAUGAUCACGAUGGGAGAAUGUUUCCACCGUUCAUUUUUUGAUGGAAUACAGGAAAUCGAAACCGUAUCUAUUUCACAUACAUUUGUACACCGAACAAGAAGACGUGCUUCUUUAAGAAAUACAGCUGUCAUGCCAGACGUCAUAGUAACAGAAAUAAAAGGAGACAAUCAGCAUUCAUAUUUGAAAUUUCACCGAAAUAGAAAGAAAACAUUAAGCCCCUUGUUCACCUUAGAAGUAGGUUUGGGGCUGGUGGAAAAGAAAAUAACUGUUCAUUGCACACAUUUUUACGAGGAUAUCAACCAUUCUGCUCAUGCAAUACUCGACAGCUGCGGCGAGACCGGUUCGAUAAAAGUGGUAGCAGAAGUUGCUCUCAAUAACGAACUGUAUAUGAUUUUACCUAAAGACUCACAGAAAGCAGACGAAAGUUUUCAACAUGGCCUUUUCAAGGUCAACACUACAAGAGACUAUUCACAUGACUACAGAGUGCCCACUGAAAAUACCAAUGAGGAAAACAGUAUCCCCAGCGUGAAUGAUAGGUUUAGAAGACAGACUGAAAGAAAUUAUGUUGAACUACAGCUUGUGAUUGACUAUAGUUUAUACACCUUCUGGUAUGGUCUGACCACUGGAACGCAACUGGAACGUGAGGCAGCUGCUUUAGAUCUUAUACAGAAAAUGUAUGCAUUUUUAGGAAACGGGGUUCAUUUACGUUACAAAGGUCUACAAACAACAUAUGGAAUAGAUAUUGAUGUGGAAUUAACAAGUGUUUACGUUCUAAAGACUUCAGAAGAAUCCGCUAUAACAGAGAAUGUGGACUUCACAUUUUCUUCCCGUGGAACAGUGGAUGCAGAAACCCUACUUAACAGCUUUAAGUCUUGGAUAGACGAACAGAGCGUAUCUAAUCCAGAUAAUAUUCUCAAUGCAGACCAUUUUAUGCUACUUACGGGAAGGGAAAUUGUACUCUCAGGGAAUGCUGAUGCCGCAGGUUUGUUGAGAACUAUGAUAUUGUCCAGUAAAAGGUGCCCGAUAGUGCAAGCAUUUUAG